ACUGCGCCCCAACCUACUUUGGCCCCCUCUCUCUAUCUCAGGAACUCAACUUCCAUCCAAUUCUACUCCAUUUAAUGCCUUUUUCAGUUUUCACCUCUCCUAUCCUCUCCUCUCCUCUCCUCUCUCUCUCUCUACUUAAAUAAAUAUAUCUUCCACCAUUUCUAAAUUUUCCCCCAAAUCAUCACACAAUGAAAUCAGCUGCUGCUCUCAUUCUUAUAUUUUCUCUAUGGCUCAUCGCAGCCACCGCCACCCGACCCGACCCCUCCCCCAGCGACCAGGCCGGCGGCUUCUUCGGCGACCCGGGUAACGGCUUCGGUAUACCCGGCUACGGCAAUUACGGCGGCGGCUACGGUGGCGGCUACGGCGGCCCCAGCGGAGGCGGUUCCACGCAUGGCGUCGUGCGGCCCAGCGUGGUCUGCUCUGAAAAGGGACCCUGCUACAAGAAGAAGCUCACCUGUCCGGCCAAGUGUUUCAGCUCCUACGGCGGCUCCGGGAAGGGGUACGGCUACGGAGGCGGCGGCGGCGGCUGCACCAUCGACUGCAAGAAGAAAUGCACUGCUUCCUGCUGAUGGGGACACGUGUCCUCUCUCUCUAUAUAUAUAUAUAGUAGACUGUGUGUGUAUUUAUAAAUAGUUGGCUACGAGAUUUACUACUUGUUGCCAACCUAGUUAGAUUGGAUUGUGAUUCCACUCAACAUUUGCUGCUUUGAUUUUGUUGCAUGUAACAAACUUUUGCAGUGAAUUUGGGGCUUUAUAGCCUCUAUAAUAUCGGUAUCUCAUUCUGAUCUA
Salvia splendens (bonfire salvia) is the source of this 788-nucleotide messenger RNA. RefSeq names its product cold shock protein 2-like. The transcript has a single exon. Lineage: Eukaryota; Viridiplantae; Streptophyta; Magnoliopsida; Lamiales; Lamiaceae. The record is from RefSeq and is a predicted model, not a curated record. The coding region runs from base 189 to 569 and encodes 126 amino acids.